AUGUCGCCGAGGGAUUGCAAUGCGAGUUUGUUUUUGAUCUACGAGAAGUUAAUAGCAGCACUUUUGAGCGACUACAUUUCGCUGACAACCAUCAUCGGGGACGAGCGGGCAGAUAACGCCAUUAUACAGGCGAAAAUGUGUAGCUACAAUGCGGAACAUAUUCGUGCCUCGUACAAGCUGUACACGGUCGACACGUACUACAACAUGGUCGAAAUUGAUCGUGCCAAUCCGACGUACGGCUACGACUUUCACCCAUACCCCCACUGGGAGGCGUUUCAUUUCGAGGGAAACGAGUCGGCCAUUGUGGAGAUGGCGCUGCCAUCGAUUGCGUUCCGUAAUCCCAUCGCACGAGUCGUCCUUCUCGUGCGAGGCAUCGCCCGGUACGACAUGAUGCGGGUGUUUCGGGUGGCCUGGUUCCGGCACCGGAUGCUCAAUCUGCUGAUAUUGAGUCGCGUGGAUGACCGCACGCUGCUGGUGUGUCUGUUCAACCCGUACCUAACACCGCCGGAUGUGCUGGACGAUCGGAACAUGUUCUGCUGCCGGUUGAGCCACGUUGAUGAUGUCGCGACGUGUGGUGAUGCCAUGACGCGUUUUAUCAAACAGCGAGUGAAAAAUCUGCACCUGUAUCCGCUCAAGAUUGCCAUCACCGACGUGGAGCUAAUGUCGAAGGCGGUACACUUCCCAAAUGGGAGCAUCAGUCGGUACAAAUAUCUCGACGGUGAGAUCGUGGAAAUCAUGCGCGAAAGAAUGAACUUCACUAUCGAUUACAUCCAGCUGAACUAUCAGGAGUCGGUCGGGUUUAUCUCGGCGAACGGAACACCGGGUGGGACGCUGGAUAUGCUUGAGCGCAACACCAUCGACCUGGCGGCCAACUCCCGCUCCAUCAUGCGCCAGCCGAUGCGAAAUCUGCAGUACGUGCACUUCCUGUGCCCAAUCCGGCUGGUGUUCGUCGUGCCGUUCAACUACUUCAGCAACCGCUACAAGGUGGUGUUCUUUCAUACCUUCUCGCUGCAGAUGUAUCUGGUAAACUUCGCGCUGACCUUGACGCUGCCAUUGCUCCUGAUGGGCUUAGCACGACGUCAUCCGACGGCGAUCUUAUACUCGAAGGAAGCGUUCCGUACACUAGCCGUCCUGUUCGCGUCGAGUGUCGCUCUGCCACGGAACUACCGGGCACGGUUGGUGUUGAUGGGCCUAAUGUUCUACAGCAUCGUGGCGUACUCGAGCUGGCAGGGCGUAACGAUCAUCCGACUGAACCAGGACGAUGAGCAGCUGCGCAAUAUCCGCAGUCUGGAGGAGCUGGCCGAGACGGACUUGCAUCUGAAGGCGAUCAUUUCGUUCGGUAACGCGAUUCGCACGAAGGUGUGGAACGGAAGCGACGUCCGCGGGCGACUUGCGGCGCGAAUCAAGGUGGAGGAGGAACCCUCGGGCAAGAGCCUCAUCCCACAAGUUUCUGACUCCCGGAAUGUGUCCGUACCGAUCAUCCAGUACUUCACGGAGGUAGUGAAGUCGCUCUACUUCGAUCCGGCUCGCAAACAGAGCAAAGUACACAUUAUUCCGCAACCACUGCUAGAGUUCCUCACGGCGAUGGCGGCCCCCAAGAACUCGCCACUCUUUCCCACCUUUCGCCGGUUGACGAUGGACUGCCUGGAGAACGGAAUUGUCAACCACCAGCUGUCGCAGAUCCGCACCAAGGGCAUGCUGCUGCAGAUUGCCCAGAUUCGCAACAAAACGAUGCGAAUGGAACCACCCGCCAGGACGGUGAAUCUUUUCAACAUGCGUAACGUGUUCUACGUCUACAUGGGGAUGAACGGGGUGGCCAUUGUGGUGUUCUUGGGCGAGCUGAUACUGUAUCGCUAUCAGGUGCGAAAGAGAAGAGCACUUAUGCGGAUGAGGAGACGGAAGCGAGCGCAGCAACAAUCCAUCCGAUGGCUUUACAAUUAUUAG
Messenger RNA from Anopheles coustani, 1944 nucleotides. RefSeq lists its product as uncharacterized. The coding region runs from base 1 to 1944 and encodes 647 amino acids. NCBI's taxonomy places the organism in Eukaryota, Metazoa, Arthropoda, Insecta, Diptera, Culicidae. The record is from RefSeq and is a predicted model, not a curated record. The transcript is spliced from 3 exons.